GGCCGAGCCGAGCCGAGCCACCGCAGCACCGCGGGGCCGCCGCUCCGGCCGGGCCGAGCCGAGCCACCGCAGCACCGCCGUUCCGACACGGCCGAACCACCGCACCGCGCGGCCGCCGCUCCGGCCGUGCCGAGGCCCCGGGACGCGGGGCUCCAACGCGGGGGAGGGGAAGUGGGAGGGCAAGGGCCGCUCCCGGCCGGGCUCAGGCUCCGGCGAUGGUUCAAGACACCGCCCCCGGGUCGCCUUUGCCCGGCCCCGCCGCCUCGCUGGGAAAUGGCGGCGGCCCGGUUCUGCUUGUGCCUGUUCCUGUCUCUGCUGCAGCUGCCUCGUGACGCUUUCGCGGCCGGCCCGGGGGCGGCGGGGCCCGGGGAUGGCAUGAAUGUCUUGUUAAUAAUUGUGGAUGAUCUGCGUCCUGUGUUGGGCUGUUAUGGAGAUAAGCUUGUGAAAUCUCCCAACAUUGAUCAACUCGCUUCCCAAAGUAUGGUGUUCAGCAAUGCAUAUGCCCAGCAAGCUGUGUGUGCUCCCAGCAGAGUGUCAUUUCUCACUGGCCGCAGGCCUGACACCACCCGGCUCUAUGAUUUCUACUCCUACUGGAGAGUUCAUGCAGGAAAUUAUUCUACCAUGCCCCAGUAUUUCAAGGAAAACGGCUAUGUGACCCUAUCUGUGGGGAAAGUUUUUCAUCCUGGGAUUUCAUCCAAUUACAGUGAUGACUAUCCCUACAGUUGGUCCAUUCCACCCUUUCACCCUUCAGCUGAAAAGCAUGAGAACGAUAAGACUUGUAGGGGAAAAGAUGGAAAACUUUAUGUGAACUUGGUGUGCCCAGUGAAUGUGACAGAAAUGCCUGGGGGGACUCUGCCUGAUAUUCAGAGCACUGAGGAGGCCAUACGCUUACUGAAUAUAAUGAAAACCAACAGGCAAAAGUUCUUCCUGGCUGUUGGUUACCACAAGCCACAUAUCCCACUGAGGUACCCACAGGAAUUUCUGAAGUUGUACCCCUUGGAAAAUAUCACAUUGGCCCCAGAUCCCUGGGUGCCUGAGAAGCUACCUUCUGUGGCAUACAACCCCUGGAUGGAUAUCAGACAGAGGGAUGAUGUGAAAGCAUUAAAUAUUAGUUUCCCUUACGGAGCACUUCCAGAUGAUUUCCAGCGGCAGAUUCGUCAGAGUUAUUAUGCAGCAGUUUCUUACCUGGAUGUGCAAGUUGGCCUACUUCUGAAUGCUUUGGAUAAUGUAGGACUCGCAAAUAACACAAUAGUAGUUUUUACCGCUGAUCAUGGAUGGUCCCUGGGAGAACAUGGUGAAUGGGCAAAAUACAGCAAUUUUGAUGUUGCUACCCGAGUGCCACUGAUGUUUUAUGUCCCAGGAAUGACAACUUCCCCUGUCAGUCAAGGAGCAAGGGUCUUCCCCUUUCUCGACCCUUUUAACCAUAUUGGAGGCUCAGCACCUCAAGGGCAAAAUAAAAAAGUGGUGGAGCUGGUGUCUCUGUUUUCAACAAUUGCAGAACUUGCUGGCCUGCAGGUUCCUCCUGCGUGCCCAGAGAUGUCAUUUGGUGUUGUGCUGUGCACUGAGGGGACAAGUAUUGUCCACUAUUUUAAUGUCUCUGAAAGAAUGGUGGAGGAAGGCAAGGAAGGGUGUGAUGACACUGACAGAUGUUUUAAGGAAGAACCUUUUGCUUUCAGCCAAUAUCCCCGGCCUGCAGACACUCCCCAGUGGAACUCUGACAAACCAAAGCUGAAAGACAUCAGGAUCAUGGGCUAUUCCGUGCGUACCAUUGACUACAGGUACACUCUGUGGGUUCAGUUUGAUCCCAACAACUUCAGUGCUAACUUUGAGGAUGUCCAUGCAGGAGAGUUGUACAUGAUGGAGAAUGACCCAAAUCAGGAUUAUAACAUCUAUUACAAUACUUCACAUGGUUGGUUUUUCAAAAAAAUUCUUGAUUUUCUAAAGCGCUAGGGUUCAGAAACUUCUUUAUGCCUGUUCUUGCAACUGAAUUAAUGCUUCCUUCUUUUGUAUAAAACCUUUCUGUUGUACAGAAAACAUUUGGAUUGAAUAAAAAUCCUGUUUGAAUCAAAACUAA
Molecule: messenger RNA, 2074 nt
Organism: Oenanthe melanoleuca
Lineage: Eukaryota; Metazoa; Chordata; Aves; Passeriformes; Muscicapidae
Gene: IDS
Product: iduronate 2-sulfatase
Exons: 9
Coding region: 274-1950 (558 amino acids)
Molecular function (GO): iduronate-2-sulfatase activity
Source: RefSeq, a predicted model, not a curated record